Molecule: messenger RNA, 1173 nt
Organism: Microthlaspi erraticum
Lineage: Eukaryota; Viridiplantae; Streptophyta; Magnoliopsida; Brassicales; Brassicaceae
Source: the annotation of a GenBank genome assembly
AUGAAGAAGAAUGAUCUCGAGAGGGCAAACCUUAUGGUAUCUUAUCCUCUGUUUUCAUGGUUUCUUCUCUGCUUACUAACAGCGACAACAGCUGUUUCAGUUCAGCCAACGUGUAGUUUCCCGGCGAUAUACAACUUCGGAGAUUCUAAUUCCGACACCGGAGGAAUCUCCGCCGCUUUCGAGCCCAUCAGAGCUCCGUACGGUCAAGGCUUCUUCCACAAACCCGCCGGACGAGACUCUGACGGUCGUCUCACCAUUGAUUUCAUAGCUGAGCGUGUGGGUCUACCGUAUUUGAGCGCAUACCUUAACUCGUUAGGAUCAAACUUCAGACAUGGAGCAAACUUUGCGACAGGUGGCUCAACCAUCAGAAGACAGAACGAAACCAUCUUUCAGUAUGGGAUUAGCCCAUUCUCUCUCGAUAUGCAGAUUGCUCAAUUUAAUCAAUUUAAAGCAAGAUCUGCACAACUCUUCACACAAAUGAAGAUAAGAUCUGACAGAGAGAAGCUUCCAAGACAGGAAGAGUUUCCAAAGGCUUUGUAUACUUUUGAUAUCGGACAGAAUGAUCUCUCUGUUGGGUUUCGUACAAUGAGGUUCGAUCAACUUAAGGCGACGAUACCAGACAUUGUGAGCCAUUUAGCUUCUGCUGUCCGGAACAUAUAUGAGCAAGGAGGAAGAACAUUUUGGGUACACAACACAGGUCCUUUCGGUUGUUUACCGGUGAACAUGUUCUACAUGGGCACUCCUGCGCCGGGCUACUUGGACAGAGCUGGCUGCGUCAAGGCUCAGAACGAAAUGGCCAUGGAGUUCAACAGAAAGCUCAAGGAAACAGUCAUCAGUCUCAGGAGAGAACUCACCAAAGCAGCCAUCACUUACGUUGAUGUCUACUCUGCCAAAUACGAAAUGAUGAGCAACCCCAAGAAACUAGGAUUUGCAAACCCAUUGAAGCCAUGUUGUGGCUACCAUGAGAAGUAUGACCAUAUCUGGUGCGGGAACAAAGGGAAAGUGAACAAUACCGAGAUCUACGGCGGAUCAUGUCGCAGCCCGGCAGAGGCAGUGAGCUGGGAUGGAGUUCAUUAUACCGAAGCUGCAAGCAAGUACGUGGCUGACCGUACUCUCGGUGGUUUGCUCACAGACCCUCCAGUUCCAAUAACCCGAGCUUGUUAUAGACAGUGA